GGGGUCCUGUGAUUCAGGGCAGAGCUACGCAAGCAGGCGUUUUUCAUGUCUGAGCUGGAAUGGCUGGACUGACCUGACCCUUCAAAGAGGAAAUCCCACAUCCGUGCUGCCUGCAGUAAUCUGUCAACGUCAAGCCUUUUUUUUUUUUUGUGGAUUGCUUUUUGCAUCAGUAUUAAAAAAACAAACCAUGUACUGCCUUCAGUGGCUGCUGCCAGUCCUGCUGAUCCCCAAGCCCCUGAACCCGGCCUUAUGGUUUAACCACUCCAUGUUCAUGGGGUUCUACCUGCUCAGCUUCCUUCUGGAGAGGAAGCCCUGUACCAUUUGUGCCUUGGUGUUUCUGGCAGCCUUGUUCCUCAUCUGUUACAGCUGUUGGGGGAACUGCUUUCUUUAUCACUGCAGCGAUUCACCUCUCCCAGACGCCGCGCACGAUCCCAGCAUUGUGGGCACAUAGACUAGCUUCAUCCAGGGCACUGCAAUACCAGCUCCUCUCUUAACUUAUUUCUACAUCGAAAACAAAACGGGACAAUCUGAGUUCGCGAGGCUGUGCAGUGAUUCUAUCAGCCCCUCCAGGAGCUGCCACAAUGCUGUGGAAGCCACGCCAGCUGAAGAAGGUUGAACGUUGUCUUCCUGUCUGUUUGAGAGGGGUGGAGAUGCUAGGAUCUGUGGAUUUCUAAUUGCAUGAGUUCUUUACUGCUUUCUGUGUUUAGUUGAUAUCUUUUUUUUGUUUGUUUCGCUUUGAUGUAAUAAGGUAAUUAUAGGUGUCUGGUUAUUGAAUAUUUGAUUCUAGUUUAAAAUAAGUAAAUAUUACAUUUACAGAUCAUGCUAGAAUGAAUUUCACCCUCUUAGAGUGCAGAAGAAUUGGUUUUCUUCACUGAUGUUAAGUAUUUUAUCAAUCAGCAUUUAUCAGAAAUUAUCUUCCAGCAAAUUGGUGGCAGAUCCUUUUCUUUUUCUUCCACUGAGGCAAUGGUAUCCCAUAACCCUUAACAUACGUGUCACUAAAGUACUUCAGUUCCUGCUUGGGGUGCACUAGAGAUGAAAGGAAAGGGGUACACACACUUUGAAUAGGAACUGCAAUAACGUAAAGGGGUACUGCGACUAGAAGAAGGGUUCUGUGGGCUGCUGAGAUGUGCAAACAGGGAUAUGCAGUAUUUGGCUACUGUAAGAAUCUUUAACCCACAAGGCUGUGGUGACACUGUAUUCUCUUAGUUUUCUUCAUAUGCAGGGCAGCUGAAAUAUUAGUGGCAGUUACUGUGUGUUGCAUCAGAAAGUAUGGUGGCGGAAACAUCAGUGAAGAAAAAGAAACGGGCUCCCUAGCGCAUUCCACUGCAGGGACGUGUUCCGUCAUGGCCUUCGUUUAUCAGAAUUGACUUUUCUGUGAAGGCCAAGAAGUAAAGAAAGACUUGGUUGGAACAGCGUUUUACAAGGCAGUGGAUUGGAAGAGCCAAGAUUGCCUUUCCCUGUACUAAUGAAACUCCAGAUUAGCAAGUUUGAAAAAGUGCAUACAAUCAUUCUGCACGAGAGGUAGAAAGAUGUGUAAAGGGAGAGGGCUGGGGGACAGCUGUCACAGAUUUGGUGUUGAUUGACUAAUUUCGGUGAAAAGAUGAACGUAUUCAUUUUUGAAGAUUAUUUUUGUGAAAAAAAAGAACCGAAAGUCUAAAAUAGUUUGUGUCUGUGUUUCUUUUAUGAUGUUUAUUGGUGUUGGUGGUGUUAAAUGGUAAAUAUAUAUUUUUGUAAUUCAUGAAUAAAAUAAAUAUAAAUCUUCAGCUGAAUUAUCAAAGAUGUUGGAGGAGAGUGCAUACAAAUAAGAGGGAGUUUUAUUCAUGCAGUUCCACUGCAGUCCCACUGACUCCCUCCACACUGUCAAUGCAUCAGAGAAUAUGUUAUAUUUAACACAGAGGCACAUGCUUGUAUUUGUUUCAUGCAGCAGAGUCUCCGUUUUGGGGAUUUGAAAUAAGAUCAUUGCUUUGUUAUAUCCUUGCCAACCCCCUGGGGGAGUCGAAUAUCUGCAGAAUGUGAAUGUCUGGGGGAAUCACAUUUUUUUCUUAGACUUUGCUGAUUGAAUGCAAAAGGUACUUCCUAAUAUAAAUUAUGUACAAGCUUUGCAGUGAUUUCACUCCUUGUAAUGCAAACUGCAGCUUUGGACUCGUCUAUUUCAUUUGAAUCACUUGGUUGUUAAAAUGUAAACCUGAGGUUUGGGUAUCCUGUUGCAUUUUAUUGAUCAAUUGCAUCCGUAAAGGUCGAGGCAUCCUAACACUGCAUGUGCAGAGGUGAUUGAUGAAAAGAGCACGCUGAAGCUUAUGGUAACAGAAAGUUCACUCUGCAUUCAUAAUUUAACUUUGAAGACGCUGCAAGGUACUCUAGGUGGAUUGGCUUCUAGUAGAUCAAUGUACUAUUCAGCAUGGAUGUGAAGCUGAAAGUCUGCUCUACCCCUUUUGUGAUACUCUCACUAUAGUUAUUCUGUCUGUUGUUACAAAUCACUUUUCUAAUGCGUUCCUGGGUUGAAUUGAAGUUGCUGUGUGUGAGUCAGGCUAUUGUGAGUUAAACAGUACUGUAAUACUUACCUGACCCUGGCAAAUGUCUCGGCUCACUUCAGCUCAGAAAAGACAAGCCAUGUGUUUGGCAGCUUGGAAAUACUAAAGUAAGAAGAGUUUAGUCUACAAAACAAAACCUAGAUUUUAUUUCCAAGCGCAGUACUACUCACAGCACCAGGAUGGCACGUUCCCUGACCGCCGCUCCAUAGGUACAGCAUUUCCAUCACACUGUAUCAUUUGCAAUGGGAUUCAUUUUUAUAAUGUGAACUCAAUAAAUACUGCAGCUUUAUGACAUUUGUGAAAGUGUAGAAGCAGAUUUCCACCAGUCUGGUUAAUAUGUAGACUGUUAGUUCAGAUAUUGAUUUUAUUAUUAGCGAUUGUUAGUAAGGCUAUUGUUUCUUGUUUGUGUAUCCAUUGAUAAGUAUGAUCUUCUCAUGUUCACAGUUCCAUCUACACCUGUGUCAUGUACUAGCCUGUUGCAUGUUACAGACUAGAGCACCCAAAUGUAAAAAAAAAAAAAAAAAAAAAAAAAAGAUUAUAUAAUAAAUGGGUUUUCAAAAUA
Messenger RNA from Polyodon spathula (Mississippi paddlefish), 3093 nucleotides. RefSeq names its product bladder cancer-associated protein-like. The record is from RefSeq and is a predicted model, not a curated record. Lineage: Eukaryota; Metazoa; Chordata; Actinopteri; Acipenseriformes; Polyodontidae. The transcript is spliced from 2 exons. Bases 188 to 451 code for a protein of 87 amino acids.